AUGAAAACAAAGAGGCAAUUGAAGAUAUGGGAAAAACAGCAGAAGGAAAAUGCAGCUAAACGCUUUAACAAAGCAUUACAUACAAAUCAGUCUCCUUUUCGAUAUGCUGAACGAACAUAUAAAUCUCGACUCUUGUCCAAAGACGACUUGGAUGCAAUUGUUCAUUUUACUGACAUUGAGACGUUGAAUUCCAAGGAAACACAAGAAAUUUUGGUUCGUGUGCAACUGAAGCAUGACCUUAGAGAAUUGAGCUCCUUGUUUGGAUGUUCUUCAGCAAAAUGGAAGAAACGACAUCUGGAUGCUUUUGUCAUGAAAAACGUGCCGGGCUUAAUAAUCAUCCCUAAUCCGUUCACAUCAUCUGCUCAACGAUCCAUCAUUAAAAGUUGCUUACGCGACUAUGCUAAGCCUCCCCACAAAUCUAAUUUGGAUGGACAUUAUCAUGUGCCUGCUGAAGGUAUUUGGCCUCGUUUUGAAAAAGAAGCAAAGGGGCUACUCAAGCCAGGCGAUCCCGAUUACUAUAUCCCUAUGAAAGUAGAAACUGAAGAAGAAAAUGGUAUGUAUCCAACAGAUAUUGCCAAUGAUGACGAUGCAGCCUCGACAGUGAGCAGCAUGUAUUCUGUAACUACCAGUUCAGUACGACCUUUACCUCCCAGCGUCUUACUAAAAAAACAAAGGUGGGUUACAUUGGGCUAUCAAUAUCACUGGGGAACAAAAAAGUAUAAUUUAGACGAACCUAUACCUGUACCUGAGAAAAUUGCCGAAUUGAUGAAAGCAGUGGCGACAGCAACCGAAAAUGUUGGAUAUGACGAGGCUGACGCAGCAUUGCCUUGGAAGAAUAAAUACAUGGGCAAAGACUUUAUACCAGAGGCAGGUAUUAUAAAUUACUAUCAACUGCAAUCGACGCUAAUGUGUCAUCAAGAUUCGAGCGAAAUCAAUAUGGAAGCUCCCUUAAUAUCGCUCAGUUUGGGUCAUUCAUGUAUAUAUUUAAUCGGUGGAAAUACCAGAGAUACAAAGCCGAUCCCUUUAAGAUUAAAUAGUGGGGAUAUUCUUGUUAUGACAGCUGUAGCAAGAAAAGCUUAUCAUGGUGUUCCUCGAAUCUUGGAAGGUACACUUCCUGAUUAUCUAAAGGCGGACAGUGACUAUGACGACUUCCCUGACUGGAAAUUAUUUGGUGACUAUAUGAGCACAACCAGGAUCAACCUUAACAUUAGGCAAGUCUUUUAUAAGAAUAAGGAUGAUGGAAAAGAUUCUGCUAAGUAA
Molecule: messenger RNA, 1260 nt
Organism: Mycotypha africana
Lineage: Eukaryota; Fungi; Mucoromycota; Mucoromycetes; Mucorales; Mycotyphaceae
Exons: 2
Coding region: 1-1260 (419 amino acids)
Cellular component (GO): nucleus; cytoplasm
Source: RefSeq, a predicted model, not a curated record